GAUCUAAAAAUUGUACAGUUUGUACUGCUGUCUUUGUAUCGCUGCAAGUAGUACGGUUAAUAUAUAUAUCUCUCGGAUUCUAGUCUUUGUGCUUGUGAACUGAAAGUCUGUGAUAUUAUGUUAAUGUUUUAAUUAGUGACUUCGUGAUUCUGCAUUCUGACUUUCAACCAAUAUAUUUAAGAUGGACUUGAAGAUUAAGAUAUAUUUUAUCCAGGUGGUUUUCCUUGGUUUUUGGAUUAAAUGUGCAAACUCUGGAAACGCAGAAACUUGGGUAAACGAAUGUGGUUGUUGCUUUGGAGAUGAGAAUCUUGCACAUGGGGAAGUGGUUCUUUCAAUGCCUGAAACUUGCAGACAGCUAGUCUGUAACAAUGGAGUGGUUGAACUGCAGCGCCACGGCAACCCAGGAGAUAAAAAUUGUUGUGAAUUUGCUGGGAAGCUGUACUCUGAUUGCUCGGUGUUAACUGGCCAUUGCUUACCCUUAAGAUGUAACAAAGGGCAGUGGGUUCCCACUGGAAAUAUUGAGGCAUGCUGCAAGUCUUGUCAGUUAUAUGAUGACCCUCAUAUAAGUACUUUCGAUGGUUAUCGGUAUGACUGGCAUGGGCACUGUAACUAUUCAUUGGCUCAGAAGGGUUUCGGCUAUAGACCACAGUGGGGAGUGUUUAGUGAUUUUAGAGCUUGUAAUGGAUUGGCAUCUUGCCUUCAUCGCACUACCUUCAAAGACAAUCGUCAUACGGUCAUUACCCUGGAUAGCGGAGCUGUAACUACAUUGCGUGUUAAUGGAGAAGAAUUCACAGUUCCGGAAGUGGGGGUGCAUCCUGUACAGUCUUCAUCUGGUGAACAUCCUGUUCUUGCCUGGCGCACUGGUCAGUGUGUUGUCUUACAAGGCUCCUCAAAAAUUGCUAUCCUUCAUUGUCAGCACAGGAUUGAUAUAUGGGCAUAUCCUAAUCAUGCAGAGAACACAGAGGGUCUUUGUGGGCAGUUUGACUUUCAUGUCAACAAUGAUUUCACGGCUCGUAAUAGGACUGUAUUUCCUCUGCAGUACAGACCUUUUGCAUAUCCACAUUCCUGGCUGACUGAUAUCCAAAGUAAGCGGUUUUGUGGCAAUCUUUGCCCUACAUGUGCUCAAGAAGCAACGGCAAACUUGUGUGGAGCUCGAGAAUUUGAGUUGAACCAAUACAGGACUUCUUGUUUAGAAGCUCUUCAGGAUGUAAUUAGCAAUAUACCAAACCUAGGAAUCUAUGUUGAAACCUGCACAUUUGACAUAUGUAUGAUGUAUCAGAAUGGAGAAGGUGAUCUGUCUGUGAAGGAAUGGCUGAGAGAGCUUAGAAAGAAUGCAGCUAUUUCCAGACAACUACUAGAAAGUGUUGGAGGUGAUGCGAGAGGGAAUGCACUGAAACUUAAUAAAGUGGAUCCCGAUCUAAUACUUCCAUGUGGAUCAGGCUCGGUUAGCCCUGUAACUGCAGACAUUGUUACAGUGCAUAGGAGUGAGAUAGUAGGGUACUUAACCACAAUUACUGGCACUACAAGAGUAACCACAAUUCCAAUUACUGAAACAGUCACACAAGUAUUUGGUAUUCCAACGACAACAACAUUUACAUCGCUUUCAACACUGACAAAUUCUAUUACGCUAACAUCAACUACAAUUCUUGCAACAUUUACUUUUUCAACUACAACCACUGCUAUUGUGACCACAACAUACAGUUUUGUGACAUCAACAUCCACAUAUCAAACAACAGUGCUUAGCAUUACAAGGCCUGUAUUAACAAGCUAUGUUGCAUCAACUACAAUAACCUCUCAGUACCUUUCAACUGUUGUUAUACCUGUCACAACAACAAUAACACUCCCCACUCCAACUUCAUUCAUCACGGUUACUCAACCCAUCACAUACUUCUCUCAAGUUGUUGAAACUAAACCAGUGCUUGUAACAGUCGAGACCACCCUGACUGUAACUAGGCCAGUAACUACAACCAUUUACAGUGAAACUACUGUGACUUUCUUAUCAACAGCAGUAGUUAGUUUCACAAGUACAACUACUGUAGUCAGUCCUGUAGUUACAACUUUGACUAGUUACCUGAUGCUUACUGCCACAACUGUGACUAGACCAAUUAUUAUUACAACCACAGUCCUUCAGACAACUACUACUCUGACAGUUCAGACAGUUACCACGUUGACUACAGUUUCAAUUGACAGACCAACUUUGACUGUCAGAACGACAGUGACAACUAGAACAACUCUUACAAGUCCAGUUAUAGCUACACUGACAACAUUUACAAACACCAUUGUCAUGACAAGAAUAACUGAAACUACUACUACUACUUUAACAGUGAUAUCUUUGACUAGACCUAUCACUACUACAAUCUCUACAACAACGGAAUACUUGACAUUUGUCAACCCUGUAAUUUCUACUGUUACUUCAAUUAACACACUUGUAGUUACUACUGUUACAACUAUUGAAAAUAGAAUAACUACGCUAGUAACACAAACUAUUACUACAACAGUCACAAGACCAGUUACUGUGAGUUCUACUACUAUUACAACUCUAACAACUAUACAGUUAACUGUACCUACAGUUUCAAUUAUUGAUUACACAACUUCCACACUGACAAAUGUGAUCCCUACCACUGUCUUGUUGACUACUACUAGUACAGAGACCUCGGUUACUGUUGUCACUAGUGUUAUAUUAACAACUUUUGCUGAAUUAACCACAGUUACUUCAACAAUUUUCCCAGUAAUAACCACAGAAACUGUAUUAACAGUCACUAGGCCAACUGAAAUUACUUCGACUAUUGUAUCCACCAGCACCACAGUCACACGGCCAGUAAUAACUACAGUUAUUACAGUUAGUAGCUUAAGUACCAGUACAUUGAUAAGCCCUGUUACUACUGUAAUAACCUCAAUAACAGAACUGACUGUUCCUGAACUUAUUGUAGAAACUUCAACACUAACUACUAUAGUUACGACUACUUCAACAUUAUCGGCUACUUCAACAUUCUUUACUACACUAACUGUAACAAGACCUGUAGUUUCAACAUAUACUGUUCUGUCCACUAUAUCUGUAACAACAGUACAGACUGUACUCACAAUAGUAAGUGAAGUAACCACAAUUGGGACACUACCCGUGGGCUAUGCAGUAACUUCCACUAUAACCUUGUUUAAAACUGUUACAGGAACAAGGUCCACUGUAAUAACAAAAUCAACAUCGUCUACAGUCAUAUUCCCUGUUACUACCACAACGUUAGUUACAUUGAACACAGUUACUACAGUGAUAACCUACAGUACUGAAAGUGUAAUUACUAGGCCAGUUACAUCUACUUCAACAAUAACUGCUGUAAUCACGAGAACAGAACCAACUACUGUAGCAGUCACUAGUACUACAGUUACAACACGGUUUUCUCCAGUUGUGGUGUCUAUAAUCUCAUCAACCACAAAUGUCAUUACUCUGAAUAAUCCAACUACGAUAAUUACCACAACAUUAUCUAUAACAAACACGGUAACUAGGACUACUUCAUUUGUUACUUUUACAACUAUAUCAACAAGUGCAACAGAGGUGACAUUAACUAUGCCAACUGUUUCUCCUAUGACUACUUAUACAACAAGCACAACUUACACUACCUUAACAGUUGUGAUUUCAUUAACCAGCUUAAUUACCACUACAGUUCGUCCCACAGAGACGCUCUAUACAUUCCCAGUACAAUAUUCUAAUACUUACAGCAUCGAAACUUUCACGAGGAAUAGAGAGUAUGUUGUGCCAGUAGUGGUGAUACCCACUCCAUUGACUAAACCAGUGUGUAUGACUGUACCAACUACUUAUUAUCCAUGUCUUUUAAGUUAUACACCUUCCAUUCCGUAAACUGUAUAAAUUGUGUAAUAGCUAGAGUACAGUAGUAAAGUUCUUUUAAGGGAUUUAGUGCAUCAAAGUAAUUUUGUUCUUGAAUGAUUUAGCAGCCUUCAGGUUUAUGUAAAUUCCAUGCUAACACAAGAACAAGAAUUUUAAAUCUUUUUAUGUGAGCUAAUUUAAUAUAAAGGAUCUUAACUA
This is a messenger RNA of Macrobrachium nipponense, 4036 nucleotides long. RefSeq names its product mucin-2-like. The record is from RefSeq and is a predicted model, not a curated record. Lineage: Eukaryota; Metazoa; Arthropoda; Malacostraca; Decapoda; Palaemonidae. Gene Ontology annotation, cellular component: extracellular matrix. The transcript is spliced from 11 exons. The coding region runs from base 182 to 3850 and encodes 1222 amino acids.